AUGGCUAUUCAAGGGGCUGAGCAGACCAUCCUGAGGGAUCCGGCGCUAUUCUACUGGAUUCUCUUUCCAAUCUCAAUUGUUAUGAUCCUGACCGGAAUCCUUCGCCACUAUGCGACGGUUCUGAUGAACACGACCCCGAAGUCGCCAGCCACACUCGCCGAAUCUCGUGAGCGCCUUGCUCUUCUCCGCGGCGUGAACCUCCGCAACAAUGCAUGCUCCGUGCUCGACCGCGAGUCCUUCGAGACCCGCAAGAACUACAUGGUUACGGGUUUCCGGAACGGCGCAUUUCUGAAGGACCCCAACAACCGUGGUCAGCCGCCCGCAAACCCUAUGACUGACCCUGCAGGCAUGGAGGCUAUGAUGGGUAUGCUGAAGGGAAAUAUGAUGAUGAUGAUCCCGCAAACCUUGAUCAUGAGCUGGAUCAAUGCCUUCUUCUCUGGAUUCGUGAUUUUGAAAUUGCCCUUCCCUCUCACCAUCCGCUUCAAGUCCAUGCUGCAGUCCGGAGUCAUGACCCGUGAUCUUGAUGUGCAAUGGGUUUCCAGUCUUUCCUGGUACUUCCUCAAUUUGAUGGGUCUGCAGUCCGUUUUCGGAUUCAUUCUCGGCAGUGAUAAUGCCGCCAACCAAAUGGCCCAGCAAAUGGGAAUGGCUAAUCCUGCUGCCAUGGUCAACCCGCUGCAACCUGGCCAAGACCCUGACAAGUUGUACUUGAACGAAGCAGAGAAUCUGGAAGUGAUGGAGCACUUCUGCAUUUUGGAAGGUGUCGAGGAACGAAUCUUGCAGAACUUCGCCCCUGCUGGAGUCUAA
Molecule: messenger RNA, 804 nt
Organism: Penicillium brevicompactum
Lineage: Eukaryota; Fungi; Ascomycota; Eurotiomycetes; Eurotiales; Aspergillaceae
Product: ER membrane complex subunit EMC3
Exons: 5
Coding region: 1-804 (267 amino acids)
Biological process (GO): protein folding in endoplasmic reticulum
Cellular component (GO): membrane; EMC complex
Source: RefSeq, a predicted model, not a curated record